Daldinia caldariorum is the source of this 2587-nucleotide messenger RNA. RefSeq lists its product as uncharacterized. The transcript is spliced from 3 exons. The record is from RefSeq and is a predicted model, not a curated record. Lineage: Eukaryota; Fungi; Ascomycota; Sordariomycetes; Xylariales; Hypoxylaceae. The coding region runs from base 249 to 2042 and encodes 597 amino acids.
GGUAAGAUCUCAUCGAUCCCAUUUUCUCAUAACUCCUUUUUUUUUCUCUCUCUCUUUGGCUUCAUUUUAUAGUUUUCGCGUCGUUCAUGUUCCGUUGCCAUUCUUGUUCUGUUGACGAUAAUAUGGCUGGUGUUUUCACAUGCUAGACUCCCUCUCUCUCUGUCUGUCUCUCAAUAUCACCUUUAUCUAAGCGGAUCCCCUUUCCUACGGGGCUUCCCUCACGAUAAUCUACCUACCUAGGGUACCUAAUGUCUUCAAGAAUCGCAUCUACGUUUUACCUACCGAUAUGGCUGCUUGCCGGACAAGUGUCAUGCGGCUCCAUCGCGGCGUGGUGGAACACGCAAGCGCCCAGCUUCAUAAUGCAGGACGACGACACGGGGAACAUACGGUAUAGCCUCUGCAACGGCAACUACACGCCGAUAUUCCCGGACGACAAGACGCUCGUGGCCCCCUUCAAAGACCACCUGCCCAAGAACAAGACGAGCCUGUCGGCGGCAGGGUGGGUGGACGGCGAGACCGCAACGGCGUCGAUUUUCUACAUGGAUACCAGUGACGAGAUCGUCAAUGCGCUGCUGAAAUGCGAUUGGAAUACGGGACACUGGGAAAACACGGGCGAGUUCGUCGUCUCCGGGGGAGCGCCUAAAGUCGCCCCGGACUCGGGCAUAUCCGCUGUGCUGCUCGGGUCGGUGGAAGGAUACAGAGUAUACUACAAUGAUCUCGAGGGCACUCUCCACGAGAUCGGAUACACGCGUACCACGACGUGGUCUUACUACGGGGUUGUUUCCCACGACGCGGUUUCUUCCCAGGCUAUCGGGUCUACAUUUUCCAGUGGCAAUAUCUCGGUCGUGAGGCCCCGAGAUGCCGAGAACAUGGGGGCGUCGCAGCUUUACGGCGACGAUAUGUGGCAUCUAUCGACUUUCCCAGAGCCGUUAACACGGACGGGGAACCACUCGACAAACGCAACCAAAGCCUCGGACCUGACGCUCGGCUCCAGCAGCCCGAACUUCACGCUACCGGCGUGGGACGGGAAGGCGUCCGCGCUCGCCGUGACGAUCAACAACAAGGACGUGCGCAGCGUGUUCUACAUCGGCACCGACAAGAAGCUGUACCAGGUCAGCAACGACGGCGGCGGCGGUGGUGGUAACAGCACGUGGAGCGUAUCCCCGCGGCCCGAAGACGACGAGAAGUCCUGGCCCGUAGCCGACGCGGCGGGCGCGCCGAUCGCGGUCGCCAGCGACGUCGGGAGCCGUACUAUGCGGCUGUACUACGUGAGCGGGGGGCGCGUGGUGGAAGUGAACGGGGACCACGGGCGGUGGCAGGCUGCGACGGUGCUGCCCAGCACGAACACGAGCCAGACGGUGGGGGCGCCGGGCUCCGUAGCCACGAGCAUGCCGGCGCCAGACGAAGACGGGAAGUUGAGCGACGGCGAGAAAGCGGGAAUAAGCGUCGGGGUGACGCUGGGGGUGAUUGCGCUUGCGGGGACGCCGUUUCUCUUGUGGCUGAUGCGUCGACGACAGCGACGGAUCGACGAGGCGGCGGCGGCGGCGAUGGCGGCGGCGAGGGGAGAUCAGUAUAAUAAACCGGAGGAUAAUGGAUCGGGACCAGCGUAUGGACCCGAUGGAGCGCAGAUUGCAGCUCAGACGGGUGUUGGUGCUGACGGAUAUGCGUAUGGGUACGGUGCGGCGGCGCAGCAACAGCAGCAGCAGACUUAUGCAGGAUAUCCACAGGCUCAGCCCGUUCAGACGGGGUACAGCCAGCAGCAAUCACAACAGCCCCAACAGCCAGGGGGAGUCGUUUACCCGCAGCAGAUGGGAUAUACUGUGACUCCAGACGGAUACGCACAACAACCUGCAGUGACGACGGCGGUGGCGUACCCGCAACAGGCAGGGUUUACGCAAAAUGGGGAAUGGGUGUAUACUACGCCGACGGGGGAUAACGGGGCAUAUUACCAGCAGCAGCAGCAACAGCAAUAUUACCACCAAUACCAACAGCAUCCCCAAGAGAUGCCCGGGGAUGCCAAACCCGUCGAGUUGAUGAGCUAAGGGCCGAUCCAGCCUAAUUUAUUCGAGUAACUAGCACCUAAUGAGCCAGAUACAAACAAACAAAAAAACGAACAACACUUGUAUAAGAAAAAUCGGGGUCUCUCUUGGAAGAGAAAAGGGAAAGGAAACAUUUACAUCUUGGGUUUUGAAUAUUGAUCUCCAAAAAACAACGGAUUUUCUGGUGCUGGGCAAAUAUGUCUAAGGGUUCCUAACAUAAAAAAACAUGUUAAAGAGGACUAACUGGCUUAGGCUUGUUCUGUAUAUAUAUAUCCUCCAUUGUAAUGUAUAUAACUAGAGAAUGUUAAGUUAUAAUACCAUAACUGUGUAAAAUAGUUGUUGGUGGUGAAGGCUUCUUCGUUGCUGUGUUCUUGAAAUAUCUGGAGAGUUUGGAUCCACUGGGAGCCUGUGAGCUGCCGACAUCUCUAAGAGCGAUAGGGCCUUAUUUAUAUAUGAAAAAAAGUAGACGAGGCUAGAAAGUCUGAUGAGCGUAUUGAUCAGACUCGCUACAUACUCGUCGAACUGACAACAGCCCUGAGGGACAAGUU